Penicillium malachiteum is the source of this 207-nucleotide messenger RNA. RefSeq lists its product as uncharacterized. The record is from RefSeq and is a predicted model, not a curated record. The transcript has 2 exons. Bases 1 to 207 code for a protein of 68 amino acids. NCBI's taxonomy places the organism in Eukaryota, Fungi, Ascomycota, Eurotiomycetes, Eurotiales, Aspergillaceae.
AUGAAAGAUGUGGAUAUGCUCGUGCGGAGAGUGGAAUUUCCUGCGCACGCAAACGGCCCGCUCCAUCGCUUGAUGUUCCCUCACGAAACGGAGCAUCAGUUGGAUUACACAGAAGACGAGAUAAAGUGGACAAUCAAUGGAAUUUAUGAGGCAAUCGGUUUAGAAGACGAAUGUGUGGGCCAGAUGGGUUACCCAUCGGACUCAUAG